Messenger RNA from Triticum turgidum subsp. durum (durum wheat), 975 nucleotides. Lineage: Eukaryota; Viridiplantae; Streptophyta; Magnoliopsida; Poales; Poaceae. The record is from the annotation of a GenBank genome assembly.
AUGGCCGCCGUCACCAAGAAGAAGAAGGUCAUCAUCGACACCGACCCAGGGAUCGAUGACGCCAUGGCCAUCUUCGUCGCGCUGAGGUCGCCGGAGCUGGAGGUGGUGGGCCUCACCACCAUCUUCGGCAACGUCUACACCGCCCUCGCCACCCACAACGCGCUGCACCUCCUGGAGACCGCUGGGAGGACCGACAUCCCCGUCGCAGAGGGGUCCCAUGUAACAAUCAAGAAAGCCACCAAGCUGCGGAUUGCCAGCUUCGUCCAUGGUUCGGAUGGCCUCGGCAACCAGAACUUCCCUCCGCCGGCCGGCAAGGCGGUGGAGCAGUCCGCCGCCGCCUUCCUUGUUGAGCAGGCGAAUCUCUACCCCGGACAGGUCACCGUCGUUGCCCUCGGCCCCCUCACCAACCUUGCGCUGGCUGUCGAGCUUGACCCUUCUUUCCCCAAGAAGAUUGGGCAGAUUAUUAUCCUGGGUGGCGCAUAUUCAGUUAAUGGAAAUGUGAACCCUGCAGCCGAGGCAAAUAUAUUUGGUGAUCCUGAUGCGGCUGAUAUAGUUUUUACCUGCGGCGCGGAUAUUUUGGCCAUCGGAAUUAACAUCACGCACCAAGUACUCCUUUCUGAUGUUGACCGGAAGAAGCUUGAAGAGUCCGAUAGCAAAUAUGCUCGCUACUUGAGCAAUAUACUGGGUUAUUAUUAUGAUUAUCACUUGGAUGCCUACUCCAUAACAGGAGUAUAUCUUCAUGAUCCGACAACUCUUCUUGCCGCCGUAGAUCCAUCGCUGAUGACUUACACGGAAGGAGUGGUGAGGGUUCAGACGGAUGGAAUCACAAAGGGUCUCACCGUUUUCGACAAUACCAAGAAAACGUAUGGGGAGAUAACAGCGUGGUGUGGUAAGCCGACUGUGAAGGUUGCUGUCACGGUCGAUGCCCCCGCUGUCGUGGAGCUCAUUAUGCAGAGGCUUCUCACGGACGACUGA